AUGUAUUUAAGCAAGAACAAAAGGGAUGACCUGAUAGAUGACGAACUGCCAAACGAUUUUGUGCUACCGCAGGGAGACAAAGUAAAGGGGGAAAAGUUGUUCAAGAAACAUUGUAAGCAAUGUCAUUCCAUAGCCCCAGAUAAUACUCAAUCCAAUUCAGGAUUCACGAGCUGGGGCCCGUCAUUAUUUAAUGUAUAUAACAGAACAGCUGGCAUGAGCAAGGGAAAUUCACCAUUUCAAGUUUCACCAGACAUGCACAGCUCAGGAAUUAUAUGGAAUGAUUUAAAUUUGAUGAAAUAUAUGAAAAAUCCCAAAGACUUUGUAGAAGCAAAUAUUGGUAUGAACUUUAAAGGAAUUUCCAAUUUUCAAGAUAGGGUUGAUAUUGUUCAUUACUUAAAAACCUUAACAUAUGAUGAUCCCUAUGGUAGGGAAAUUGUGGAAAAAUUUUCCAGAAAAAAAAAAUAA
Plasmodium gonderi is the source of this 465-nucleotide messenger RNA. RefSeq names its product cytochrome c. Bases 1 to 465 code for a protein of 154 amino acids. The transcript has a single exon. Gene Ontology annotation, cellular component: mitochondrial intermembrane space. Lineage: Eukaryota; Apicomplexa; Aconoidasida; Haemosporida; Plasmodiidae. The record is from RefSeq and is a predicted model, not a curated record. Gene Ontology annotation, molecular function: heme binding; electron transfer activity. Gene Ontology annotation, biological process: mitochondrial electron transport, ubiquinol to cytochrome c; mitochondrial electron transport, cytochrome c to oxygen.